AUGUGCUGCACUUUGGUGGUCUACUCCUUGACUUGCUUCGCCCGAGAGGGAUCCUGGAGCUUCAGGAGCGCCUCCUACUUGGUUUUCACCUGGGAGUUGGAGCAGCGAAGGACCUACCGAAUCCUGGGCUUUCUGCUGGCGGGAGGGAUCAGCGCCAUGGUGUGCCACUCCAUCCUGGUGAAGAGCUUUGCCAAGACCUCUCUUUAUCACGUAGAUGCUGUCAAGUUCAUGAAAAUGCAGUUCGACUUGGCCGUAGUGAUCUACUCAGUCAAGUUGAUUCUGUAUCCGGGAACACCCGUUCACCGCUGGCAGCAUGCGCCUAUCAGCCACAUUCUUUUCAAGCGCCACUUCAUGCACCUUUUCUCGCAGAGCAACGACAAGCUCGGCGCUUUCAUUCUGGAUGCUCUUUGGCGUGCGAAUCACGGCCAGAUGGAGGCAUUGAGGCAUGAGAUGCUGGAUCCAGACGACGCAGACAUGUUCUUGAUGCUCGCCAAUGAUCAGCAAGAGGCCGAGCGAGACGAGCGGAUUCGCGUCGGCUUUUGCGAUGAUCUAACAAUAUGCAGGGAUGAAGAGAGCGAUGAGGCUGCCUCCGAGGCUGUCUCCAGCAAAAUGCUCAGCCCUGGCUACCGUUGA
Messenger RNA from Effrenium voratum, 633 nucleotides. The record is from the annotation of a GenBank genome assembly. Lineage: Eukaryota; Dinophyceae; Suessiales; Symbiodiniaceae.